AUGAGAAAACUGCUUGACAUGCAACGGAAUUUCGAACAGAAAUACAAUUUCCGCUUUGAAGACCCGGAUCAGGAGUUUAUUAAACAGUAUCCCAGAACUGUAGGGGAUUCCCUAAGACAGAGCAAUACUAAAAGGAAAAUGAAAAGAGAGGAGUACAAAGAAAGAAAGGAAAGGGAAAAGAACGAACGUAAGCAGGAGAUACGGGAGCUAAAGAAUAUGAAGAAAGCUGAAAUUGAGAAGAAGCUAGAGCGAUUAAAAAAGAUGGCUGGUGAUGAUAUUCCCAUUAAUAUUGACGAUAUCACGGGUGAUUUUGAUCCUCGCGAAUAUGAUAAGAGAAUGGAGCAAAUUUUUAAUGAAGAGUACUAUGGUAAAGAUGACUCAGUUCAUGAACAAGAUGCGGAGAAACCUGUCUUCAGUGAUAUUGAUAGUGAUGUUGAAAGUGAUAGUAGUGAUUAUGACAAUUUUCCCAUCGGAACUAUCUCUGAAGACGUUAUCAUCAGCAAAAAACGAUGA
Molecule: messenger RNA, 513 nt
Organism: Cooperia oncophora
Lineage: Eukaryota; Metazoa; Nematoda; Chromadorea; Rhabditida; Trichostrongylidae
Source: the annotation of a GenBank genome assembly